AUUAAUAUCGCGUAUUUUACAAAAAGACGAGGACGCCGCGGUCGUGAACGACCUCGUGGAAGGAUCGCGCGUCCCGCGACGAGUCUUCUCCCGUUUUUCUCCUUCGUCUUCCCCGUAAAAUUCGUGCGAUUCGGGGAUAACGGUUCCACGAGCUAUCAUCAAGUGGGCCUAAACAGCGAGGCCAAUGCCAGGCGGAUCGCGAUGGUCGAAAACUGCUUUGGCGGUUCGGGUCAGCCACUCGCGGUACCUGGCCGAGUUUUGGUGGGAGAAGGUGUCCUGACGAAAAUGUGCAGGAAGAAGCCCAAACCCAGGCAAUUCUUUCUGUUCAACGAUAUACUGGUCUACGGAAAUAUCGUAAUUAAUAAGAAAAAAUAUAACAAACAACAUAUAAUACCACUGGAGGAGGUAAAAUUAGAGUCUCUAGCUGAUGAGGGUCAAUAUCGUAAUGGGUGGCUCAUUAAAACAGUAACAAAGUCGUUUGCUGUUUAUGCUGCUACUGCAACAGAGAAGCAAGAAUGGAUGGCACAUAUCACAAAAUGUAUUGAAGAUUUAUUAAGAAAGAGUGGCAAAAAGCCUGUCGAAAUUCACGCAGCAGUCUGGGUACCAGAUAAUGAAGCUACAAUUUGCAUGCACUGCAAUAAGACACAGUUUACAGUAUUAAACAGACGGCAUCACUGUAGGCAAUGCGGAGCGGUAGUUUGCGGUCCCUGCAGUAAUAAAAAAUUAUUAUUACCUGGACAGGGGAACGGGAAGGCCGUCAGAGUUUGUUUACAAUGUUACGAUGCCGCUAGUAAAAUCAAAGCUAUACCCACAACCGCUGUGAAUAGCUUAAAUAACAAAGAUCAGCAACGUAAUUCCGCUGAUAGCUCAGGAGGGGACAGCUCUGGAGAUGACGAUGAGGGAAAUAAGGAAGAGAAUCACGAUGAGCCUAAAUUCUAUUCGACGCUCGGCCGAUGAAGAUGAUUGUACAUCACACCAAACAAUAUCAUAUAAAAAUAUAAAAAUUUUAUAGAAAGGUAUUUUUGAAAAAAGCGCCGAUGAUAUUAAACUAUUACACAGUUCAAAGAAAAGAACUAAGAAAAAAGAUAAUCAUUCCUUAUAAUUUUUAUGCACACAUAAUACGAUUUCAUGAAUGCUCUAUUGUGUUACAAUUUUAAUUAAUUUAAGGUCAAAAUUGUACAAAAAAUAGACUGCUUCAGUUGCUUUUAUAUUAGAUCUGUAUUUAGUAAAUUGAAAACUUAAGUUUGAAUAAAUAAUUGAAAAAUGUUCGGUAAAGUGUUUAUGAUCCUUAAUGGCUUAAUGUAUAACUUUCCUAUGACAAACUCGAUAUUUAAUCACAAAAAUCUUACUAACAUUAAUCUUUGCAACGAAUUUCUUUUGAAGACAAACUUCUAAUACAUUUAAUUUCGAAUAAAAAAACUUACAGUAAAUUGUGCCAUAGCUAUGGCACAGUAAAGUAUAUAAAAAAAAAGUUUCUCUUUUCAAGACUUAUAAGAAUCUCAAAUCUUUCAAAAUUGUAACCUAAUAGAGCAUUUUGGAAAUUGUAUUCAUCCUAAAGACUAUAGGAAUAAUUACUCUUUUUUUAAUUUAAAAAAGUUAGUUUUUGUCAAACAAUGUUAUCGAGAUAGAAAAAUUUACAAAAAUAUUCUUAUAAAUAUUUCUAAACAAGAUAAUUAUGUACAAAUAUGAUAUAAAUUUAUGCUAAAAUUCUCAAAGCAUAUAUGGUUGGAUACAUAUAUCUGAUUUAUAUUAUGAAUCUUUGCGGUUUUUAAUAAAAGAUAUUGCGCGAUUUAUAUUAACAAAGAAUAAGAAAUGCCGAAUAUGUAUAGAUAACUGCAAAAACAAAAAAAAAAAAGGAUCAAUUCUUUUCUAAAGCGCCAGAAAUGCGCCAUUAGAAUCAGCAAUAGUUUGUAAUUGAUCAAUACUUUUACAUUGAUCAAAUUGAAUAACAAUUGUAAUUAGAUAAACUUUUUUCAUUGUUGUACGUAUAUUAAGAAUAUAUGCCACAUUGUGCCUUUUUAUAUUAUUGAUAGGCAACAUCAGAUAUAUAAGCAGGUGACAAAACACUUGCAGAAUGCAUUUUUGAAAUGCAAUGUCUAAUUUUUAUUGUAUAGAUUUUUACUUAUCAUUGCAAAUAUACAUUAUAACUAAAUACAAAGCAUAUAUACAUAGCAAUCUAAACGUAUAAUAAUUGUGAAUAAAAAAAAUGUUAUAUUAUUACAAA
Messenger RNA from Formica exsecta, 2224 nucleotides. RefSeq names its product pleckstrin homology domain-containing family F member 2 (gene rush). The transcript is spliced from 8 exons. The record is from RefSeq and is a predicted model, not a curated record. Gene Ontology annotation, molecular function: phosphatidylinositol binding; metal ion binding. The coding region runs from base 202 to 957 and encodes 251 amino acids. Gene Ontology annotation, cellular component: early endosome. NCBI's taxonomy places the organism in Eukaryota, Metazoa, Arthropoda, Insecta, Hymenoptera, Formicidae.